CCGGGCCCCGGGGGCGGGCGGCGGGCGGGCGGCGGCGGCGCGGGCCCCGUGGUGGUGGUGCGACAGCGACAGGCGGCCAACGCGCGGGAGCGGGACCGCACGCAGAGCGUGAACACGGCCUUCACGGCGCUGCGCACGCUCAUCCCCACCGAGCCGGUGGACCGCAAGCUGUCCAAGAUCGAGACGCUACGGCUGGCGUCCAGCUACAUCGCGCACCUGGCCAACGUGCUGCUGCUGGGCGACGCGGCCGACGACGGGCAGCCGUGCUUCCGUGCGGCCGGCAGUGCCAAGAGCGCGGUCCCCGCCGCCCCCGACGGCGGCCGGCAGCCGCGCUCCAUCUGCACCUUCUGCCUCAGCAACCAGCGCAAAGGGGGUGGCCGUCGUGACCUGGCGGGCAGCUGCUUGAAGGUGAGGGGGGUGGCCCCCCUCCGAGUGCCACGGAGAUGAGCCUAGACCCCUGUGGCAUUUGUUCCAAGCAGGACCCUGGAGAAGGAAGCCACAGGCCAGCCCCUGGUUAAAAGGGGAGAAGACCCCAGGAGCCCAACCCAAACCUCUUUCACGUUGGGAUCAGGGGACAAUGGUCUGGGCCCAUGAUCCUGCGGGCAAGCUCCCUGGGACAUCGCCACCACACCCCAGAGAGCUAUGAAGACCCAGACAGCCAGCCCCAGCCCUGGCGGGUCAGAGACAAGGCUGAACUUUUGGAAAAACAAAGACUGUUGGUGACAGAGGACGCGUGCAUAUCUGUGAAUGAAUGUCAGUCAGGGUGUGUGUGUGUGUGUGUGUGUGUGUGUGAGAGAGAGAGAGAAUUGGUGGGUUUAAAAUAAAAAAG
Ailuropoda melanoleuca (giant panda) is the source of this 829-nucleotide messenger RNA. It is a transcript of the gene TCF15, whose product is annotated as transcription factor 15. Lineage: Eukaryota; Metazoa; Chordata; Mammalia; Carnivora; Ursidae. The annotation marks the transcript as partial. The record is from RefSeq and is a predicted model, not a curated record. Gene Ontology annotation, biological process: regulation of transcription by RNA polymerase II; developmental process. The transcript is spliced from 2 exons. Gene Ontology annotation, molecular function: protein dimerization activity; DNA-binding transcription factor activity, RNA polymerase II-specific; RNA polymerase II transcription regulatory region sequence-specific DNA binding.